This is a messenger RNA of Solanum stenotomum, 3200 nucleotides long. Its product is annotated as protein argonaute 16-like. The record is from RefSeq and is a predicted model, not a curated record. Lineage: Eukaryota; Viridiplantae; Streptophyta; Magnoliopsida; Solanales; Solanaceae. Gene Ontology annotation, molecular function: RNA binding; protein binding. Gene Ontology annotation, biological process: regulatory ncRNA-mediated post-transcriptional gene silencing. The transcript is spliced from 23 exons. Gene Ontology annotation, cellular component: cytoplasm. Bases 229 to 2940 code for a protein of 903 amino acids.
GAAAAAGAAAUUCGCGUGAAGCAUUAGCUCAAAGACCUUUUUUUCUCUUUUUGGUCUUUCCCUCCAAUGUCUCACUACUCUCUCACAUAGUACGGAGUGAGAGCAGUAGAGAAACAGAAGAUUCCAGAAGCAUUUACUGAAUCGCUUCUUCUUCUUCUUCACCAGCGGAAACCCUAACACAGUAAGCCAUUCGUUUUCGUUCAUCAAGGUCACUGUUCCGUUUGAAACAUGGAAAUUAGUGAGGGAAGAGAGAGUUGUAUUACACCUGUGGAAGAACCGCCACCAGUUAUAACGUCAAAUGCAGAGCCGGAAGGAGUUGAUCAGCCCAAGCGUACUAUAAUGAUGAGGCCUGGGGAUGGAGCAUCUGGACGAGAAAUUUCUUUGCUCGCAAACCACCUAAAAGUUUCUAUCAAGUGUCCUGAUGAAAUAUUUUACCAUUAUAGUGUCUCUAUAACUUCUGAUGAAAAGAGGGACGUUAACAGCAAGGUGAUUAGAAGAAAAAUUAUAGAUAGACUUCACAAAACAUACUCGUCUGAAUUUGCUGGGAAGAGAUUUGCUUAUGAUGGAGAGAAGAAUUUGUACACAGUGGGACCUCUACCACGCAACAGACUGGAAUUCACUGUGGUUGUUGAGGAGUCUAGUGCACGGCAUGCUAGUGAGAGCCCCUCAGAUAAUGGAAGCCUCAAUCACUCCAGUAAAAGGUCUAAGCAUUCUCUACAUUCGAAGGCUUUCCUGGUGGAGAUCGACUAUGCAGCUAAAAUACCAUUAAGGUCUGUUGAUCUUGCCCUUCAAGGAGUUGAUCCAGAAAAUGUUCAAGAUGCAUUGAGGGUUCUAGACAUUAUAUUGCGACAACAAGCUGCAAAUAGAGGAUGCCUCUUGGUUAGGCAGUCAUUUUUUCAUGAUGACUCAAGGAACUUCACAGAUGUUGGAGGGGGUGUAAUGAGUUGCAGGGGGUUUCAUUCCAGCUUUCGUCCAACUGAUGGUGGCUUGACCUUGAACAUGGAUGUGUCUACAACUAUGAUCCUAUCACCUGGACCUGUAAUUGAUUUUUUGCUUGCUAACCAGAAUGUAAAGGAGCCUCGUUAUAUUGAUUGGGCAAGAGCAAAAAGAAUGUUGAAGAAUCUGAGAGUUAAAGCUAAGCACAACAACAGAGAAUUUAAAAUUAUCGGUUUGACUGACAGACCUUGCAAUCAACAGUUAUUUUCUAUGAAGGUCAAAAAUGGUGGUAGUCCAGAUGAUGGAGGAGAGACCCUUGAGAUAACUGUUUAUGAGUAUUUCACUAAACAUCGUAACAUAGAACUUUCAUCCUCAGUUUAUAUGCCAUGUCUGGACGUUGGAAAACCAAAACGACCAAACUAUCUGCCACUGGAGCUGUGUUAUUUGGUCUCCCUUCAAAGAUACACAAAGGCAUUAUCAUCGGUCCAGAGGGCAUCUUUAGUUGAAAAAUCAAGGCAGAAGCCUCGUGAAAGAAUUAAAGUUAUAACAGAUGCUGUGAGGGAUUACAGCUAUGACGAUGAUCCCUUUCUUGUUGCUUGUGGAAUCUCAAUAGAAAAGCAGCUGAUUCAAAUUAACGGCAGGGUCCUUGAAGCCCCAAAGUUGAAGGUUGGUAACGGCGAAGAGGUCACUCCCUGCGACGGCAGGUGGAAUUUUAAGAACAAGCAUCUUUUCAACCCUGCACGAAUUGAACGCUGGGCAGUGGUCAACUUCUCUGCCAGUUGUGAUACAAGUCACCUUUCAAGGGAGCUUAUUAGUUGCGGAAGGAGCAAAGGCAUUCAUUUUGAGCGCCCACAUACGCUCAUUGAGGAAGAUCCCCAGUAUAGGCGAGCUGGGGCUGUAGUUCGAGUAGAACAGAUGUUUGAAGAGAUAAUAGCUAGACUGCCUGGCCAUCCUGAUUUCCUCCUCUGUGUCUUGCCAGAGCGGAAAAACUCAGAGUUAUAUGGACCUUGGAAGAAAAAAAGUUUGACUGACUUGGGAAUUGUUACUCAAUGUAUCUCUCCGUUAAAGAUCACUGAUCGAUAUCUAACAAAUGUGCUUCUCAAAAUAAAUGCAAAGCUUGGAGGGACCAAUUCAUUGUUGGCUAUGGAACAUACCUCUCAUCUACCGCUUAUUAAGGACACUCCAACAAUGAUCCUGGGAAUGGACGUCUCUCAUGGAUCUCCUGGUCAAUCAGAUAUUCCAUCAAUUGCUGCGGUUGUGGGAUCCUUAUACUGGCCAUUAAUAUCCAAGUAUAGGGCAGUUGUGCGCAGUCAAUCUCCAAAGUUGGAAAUUAUAGAAUCCUUAUACAAGCCUUUACCAAAUGGAGACGAUGAAGGAAUCAUGAGAGAACUACUUCUGGACUUCUAUAGGACAAGUAACGGGCAUAAGCCAGCUCAAAUUAUUGUCUUCAGGGAUGGCGUCAGCGAAUCACAGUUUAGUCAACUUCUGAACCUUGAGCUAGAUCAAAUGAUCAAGGCAUACAACCAUCUUGGUGAGGGCGGCAACCCUAAGUUCACCUUGAUCGUGGCUCAAAAGAAUCACCAUACAAAACUUUUUCAAGCUAAUGCAGUUGAUAAUGUACCACCAGGUACUGUUGUAGACACAAAUAUUGUGCAUCCUAGAAAUAAUGAUUUUUUCAUGUGUGCACAUGCGGGGAUGAUUGGAACAACUAAACCUGCACAUUAUCAUGUAUUGCUUGAUGAGAUUGGUUUCGCACCUGAUGUCUUGCAAAAUCUCAUACAUUCACUAUCAUAUGUGUACCAAAGAAGCACCAGUGCGACCUCUAUUGUGGCUCCUGUGCGUUAUGCACACCUAGCAGCACAACAAUUCGGGCAGUUUGACAAGUUUGAGGACCACUCCGAAACUUCGUCAGAACAGGGAAGUGUAAAAUCAAUUGGGACUACCCCGGUCACCGAACUGCCCAGGUUGCACAAGAAUGUCAGCGACUCAAUGUUUUUCUGUUGAAAAUUGUAAAAUUUUUAACUGCAUAUGCUGUAAAUCCUUAGUAGUUGGUAGUAUAGUACCCGGCUUCAAAUUUUGUCGAGGCUUUCGGUUAGUUAAGUACUUUAAGGUCGUCUAACAAGGAGAAAAGAUCAUGCUUCGAGCGUUUUUUUUGGACGUAAUUAAGAUAAAAAUUUCACCAUUUAAAGGACAUAGAAUUUUGGGCGUUGCUCCAACCAGCUAUUUUAGAAGUUGAACUGAUUUUUGUAUAGUCAAUGUUUGCC